Molecule: messenger RNA, 4305 nt
Organism: Colletotrichum aenigma
Lineage: Eukaryota; Fungi; Ascomycota; Sordariomycetes; Glomerellales; Glomerellaceae
Gene: AQR
Product: RNA helicase aquarius
Exons: 5
Coding region: 1-4305 (1434 amino acids)
Biological process (GO): mRNA splicing, via spliceosome
Cellular component (GO): catalytic step 2 spliceosome
Molecular function (GO): mRNA binding; helicase activity
Source: RefSeq, a predicted model, not a curated record
AUGCCCACAGCCAAGCGGCAGAAGAAGAGCGGCGAUGCUCAAGCUGCACCGUCUACCCGAUCCAAAACAAAGGCUCCAGGCGAUCGCCCGACCGUCGCCGAUAUCGAGGGCGAGAGCUCUUUUGCUCAAUUAGCAAAGAAGCACUGGCUCAAGGCUACUAAGAAGCCAGCCAAGGUCAAGGUCAAGAACGAUGUUUUGAAGCAAGACAUUUGGGAUGUUUUGGAGCAUGAUGGCUUCCCGUAUAAGUCGAUCUUGACAUUGGAAAGCUUGCAGACACUGGAAAGUUGGCUAUGGCCUGGAUAUACAGAAGAAUCGUCCAAUCACCACGUUUUGUUGGUGGUUCUCCUCGUCAAUGCGAAGCGCCGCGAGCAGCUUGAGGCUUGGAGCAUAUUUGAAGAUCGACCCGACGAUUUCUCCAGUCUAUUCCGCCGAGUUCUUUCGAUGACACUCGACCAGACACUCUCACCUACGAUUAGAACCCACCUUUUGUCUUUCUUGAUUUCAGCGUUCCAGAGUCUCGACUGUGCUAUCGUGAGAAAGGAGUGCGCGCCGUUGGUCUCUAUCUCGAUCUGGCACAACUUGUCAACGGAGGAGCUGCGGGAAGAAAAGCUCGACCAGAAUCCCCAUGUGCGGAAAGCAUGGCGGGCCGCUGGAAAGAGAUACGAUGCUGCUGACGAUGCCACGAAGGCAAAGCUGCGAUUCGAUCGGUCAUGGUUGUACACUUUGAUUCUGCAUUUCUUGAGUUUGAUCUAUACAGAAAACGCAAAGCCAGAUCAGGUUCUCUACUGCGAACGCCUCGUCGAGUUCUUGACCGACUUGCAGAGCCAGCUCCCAACUCGGCGCUACGUUAAUUCUCUACUGAUCGAUCUGCAUGUUUUGUCUGCCAUGAGGCUGUCUCCCAUGUUCAAUGACGAAGACAGAAGCCUGCUGCGAGAUCUCCAUGUACUUCUCCGUCACUACACGUAUUUCACGAUUGAUGACCAAACGGGCGCGCAGCUCAGCCGGACAGAAUCUUACGACAAGCAUUGCGCAAAUCUGUCACGACUACAGAAGGUGGCGCUAAAGCAUUUCAAAGACAAGCUUACGGUGCUUGCAUUAUCGAACUAUGGUUCCAUCGACAAAAGGGAUGAGCUCUCGAGCCUGUUGGAACCCUUGAUCGACGAAGAGAUAGUGGAAUUGUCACGGUUGCUCCGUCUUCGGACCACUUAUCCUGACUCCUUCAAGAUGAACAUCGACAGGACAUUCCUCAUCGAGGUUAUUCUGACCACGUUUGAGAGGCGGAAGACUUUCCAAGAAGUAGCACGUGGCAUGAGCCUGGUCCCAACUGAACAGUCUCUCUUUGAGAACAACAUCAUGAGGACCGAUGAUUACAAUGGUUCUCACCCACUUGCUCUACCGAAACUCAACCUUCAGUAUCUGUCUGUUGGUGACUUUCUGUGGAGGUCGUUGGUCUUGUACCGCGCCGAGUCCUUUUACGGCAUUAGAAAAGACGUGGAGUCAGCCAUCCGACGUCUUCGCCCCGAAAGCCGCAGACCCGGGGAGACGACUUUCCAAGGCUUCUCCAAGAUGGCAUUGCCGACAACAAAACCAUCCAUCCUCGAAGUCGCUCCGGCGCUCGUAGGUGAUGAUAAGCCAUCUUUGGUUCGGGCAGAGAUCUCGAUUGAUGUCCGUCGUUUGAAUGACGGUAUCAGGCGCGAGUGGGAUUCUCUACGAACUGACGACGUGGUCUUCCUUGUUGCUGUUCAGGCACCCGUUGCUAACAGCAUCACCAACGGAGACGCUUCACGUUCUGAGGCUGAAAAGCUUGGAAUUAUCUCCAUCCGGUCGGCUGAAAUCAUCCAGAUCACAGACGAUAAGGGCAAGGUCGUGCGUCCUGGUUCUGCUUAUCAAGAUAACCGGCGGAGGCUGCAGUUGAAAUUGGAUUCCAGAACGUACGCUUUGGAUGCUGAAAAAUCAUCAGCAAACCCUCCCGAGGCCUAUGCGAAGGUCAAUUUGAUCAUGCGCCGUAGCGGAAGGGAAAACAACUUCAAGCCAGUUUUGGAGUCUAUCCGUAGCUUGACGCUUUCCGAAGUUCCAAUUGCCUCGUGGAUUCAUGAAGUCUUCCUCGGGUACGGCGACCCAGCUGGAGCGACGUACAAGCAGUUGCCGAAUCGAAUUAAGACGAUCGACUACCGCGAUACUUUCUUGGACUGGCAGCAUCUUACGGGGAGCUUGCCCGGAAAGAUCGUUGAGCCAAGCGACGAUGUCACCGGGAGCUUUGGCCCGCCUUACGUGCUGAAAACGGCCGAAAAACCGAUCGUCGAGCCACCGUCAAAACCCUCCAAAAAACGCCGCCGUGGUGUUGAGCCGGCCUUGCUAGCAGAUGUUGAGACUGUCAAGGUGUCGACCUACAAACCUCCGAACAUGGGCCCUUAUCCCGUCGACGCACCGAAGCUGAACACGGUGCGCUUUACUCCCUCGCAAGUAGAGGCAAUCACUUCAGGAACGCAGCCCGGGCUUACGGUCAUCGUGGGUCCGCCGGGUACGGGAAAGACAGACGUUGCCACACAAAUCAUCAAUAACAUCUACCACAACUUCCCGCAGCAGAAGACGUUACUCAUCGCACACAGCAAUCAAGCCCUGAAUCAAUUGUUUGCGAAGAUUGUGGCCCUCGACAUUGACGAGCGCCAUCUUCUCCGCCUUGGGCAUGGCGAAGAAGAGCUCUACACUGAGGGCAACUUCAGCAAACAUGGAAGGGUAGAAUCUUUCUUGGAGAACCGAGAUCGAUAUCUGCAGGAGGUCAACCGUUUGGCCAUCAGUCUCGGAGCCCCAGGCGCCCAUGGCAAUUCCGCUGAAACUGCUGGAUACUUCAACUCUGUUUAUGUCGAGCCAGCGUGGGCAAAGUUUACUGAAGUGACCAAGGACGGGGAACUAAGUGCUGCCAACAUUGUCGCUGCCUUCCCCUUCCAUCGCUUCUUCUCAGAUGCGCCUCAACCACUCUUCCCAACAGACGCCGACCGGGACAUAGUUCUCGAAAUCGCCAUUGGAUGUUACCGUCACAUUGAGAAGAUCUUCUCCGAACUGGCUGACGCGAUACCGUUCGAGAUCCUGCGCCGUGAGAAAGACAAGGCAAACUACUUGCUCACUAACGAGGCUCGCGUGAUUGCCAUGACAUCGACUCAUGCAGCUAUGAGGCGGGCAGAGAUUGCGUCUCUUGGUUUCCACUACGACAAUGUGGUCAUGGAAGAAGCUGCGCAAAUCACCGAAAUUGAGAACUUCAUCCCGCUGGCGAUGCAGAAGCCCCAGAAUGGACAAAUGGCUCUGCAAAGAGUUGUCCUCUGCGGUGACCAUUUCCAGAACUCUCCUGUCAUCCAGAGCCUAGCUUUCCGCCACUACACAAACCUUGAGCAGUCUCUGUUUUCCCGACUCGUUCGUCUUGGGGUACCCACAAUCACGUUGGAUCAACAAGGAAGAGCUCGUCCAUCUAUUGCCAGCCUUUACUCGUGGCGGUACCCCAAACUGGGCAAUCUGCCACAUGUUGAGAGUGAAGGCGAGUACACCACGGCGAAUGCGGGCUUCAAAUACGACUACCAGUUCAUCAAUGUCCCUGACUACAAAGGUCGUGGAGAGACAGAGCCUACACCCCAUUUUGUUCAGAAUCUGGGAGAAGCAGAGUAUGCGGUCGCUGUCUACCAGUACAUGCGUCUACUAGGCUAUCCUGCCUCAAAAGUCAGCAUUCUCACGACAUACGCUGGGCAGCGAGCCCUGGUAAAGGAUGUCUUAGCCCACAGAUGCGCUAACAAGGCGAUCUUUGGCAUGCCCAAGGUUGUGACAACCGUGGACAAAUACCAGGGCGAGCAGAACGACUACGUCAUUCUGUCGCUGACCCGUACAUCGAAAGUUGGAUAUUUGCGAGACAUUCGCCGCAUGACAGUAGCACUUUCGCGUGCGCGUCUAGGCCUCUACAUCCUUGGCCGUCGUGAGACCUUCGAGGCUUGUUAUGAACUUAGACAGGCGUUCGAGCAGCUUCUGGCUCGCCCUGAUAAACUCAUGCUAGUUACCGGCGAAUUAUGGCCGGCGGACAGACAGUUUGCUGGUAUCGCAAAGGACGCGGUACCUGGGGAGGUCUGUAUGGAAGGAGUGGAGCAUCUUGGGCAGUACGUGUAUGAGAUGACCAACACCAAGGUCAAGCAAAUACAGGCGGAGGGUACGAUGUCUGGUGGGGUCGAGAUGGAGAUACAAGAGACCCUUCUGGACGACGUUGAAGAGGUGGCAGAGGAAGACGAUGACGUUGAGCCCCAGGAUGCUGAGGAAGCCGAAGCGUGA